This is a messenger RNA of Cheilinus undulatus (humphead wrasse), 2525 nucleotides long. It is a transcript of the gene pde12, whose product is annotated as phosphodiesterase 12. Gene Ontology annotation, cellular component: mitochondrion. The coding region runs from base 339 to 2189 and encodes 616 amino acids. Gene Ontology annotation, biological process: nuclear-transcribed mRNA catabolic process, deadenylation-dependent decay. Lineage: Eukaryota; Metazoa; Chordata; Actinopteri; Labriformes; Labridae. Gene Ontology annotation, molecular function: 3'-5'-RNA exonuclease activity. The record is from RefSeq and is a predicted model, not a curated record. The transcript is spliced from 8 exons.
CUCCUUCUCAUGCUGACUGAAAGGAAAGUGCUAACAGCUAUUGCAUAGACUUUUAUUUACCAAAAAUACUAAAUGAUACGUUAUUUAAACCACCCGUAGUGUUUUAUUACACUUGUUUGUUGUCGCUUAUUAAAUUAGACAGCUAGAGUGUAAAUUUAACUCUUCAUUCUCCGGUGUUUUCCCAGGGUUAGCUUUGCCGGUUAGCAUCCAGGCUAACCAGUGUAGCCGUUGACAUUUCCGCAACAAGGUGACGUCAUAGAGGAGAGCGCGUUACCUGCUGUUGACCACCUGUCUGUAGUUUCAUAGUUUUGUCUUUUACCCAAGGGGGUAGGAGCUUUAUGUUGAAACACGUCUCCGCUGCUCUCAAACUUUUCCCCCGCAGUCUUCUUUCCACCUCCCCGCGGACUUUAACCCGAGCCUCCAGCCUCCUCCUUCAGGUCAGGAGGAUGGAGUCCGCCGUGGUGAGGUGUGUCCCCGGGGAGCCCAAACUCACCAUCUCUUUCUGCCUGGACGGCAGCCACAAACACUUGCUGAGAGACCAGGAUGAAGCCCUGGGUAAAGUCCUCUCCAGAAUCUCUAACAACAUCGCUAAGGGUCAGGGAAAGGCGAAGAAGUCGAAGAAGAAAAAGGACCAGCAGCCGUGUGAAGCCCCGGAGCCCGCUGUGGUGAAGCUGUUCUAUGAAGGGGCAGAGGUGGCGGAUACGGUGCUGAACUCGGAGGCGUGGCAGGAUGGCGCCGUGCUGCAGGUGGGGGACUUGAGGUACUCGGUGCAGAGAAACGCCCCCACUUUCACCAACGCGGAGCUCCCGGUGUCUCUGCUGGCUGGUUUCCCUGUCUGUCCAAACCUGGAGGUGGAGUUUGGAAACCUGGGAGACUGCGAGUUCACCUGGUAUAAAGAAAAUACUCCAAACACAAGCUCUGAAGCUGCUGCAGAAGCUCCAUCUGACGACAGCAGUUGGACAAAGGUCGGAUGUGGGAGGGUCCACGUCCCGUCCAAUCAGGACAUCGGCUACAGACUCAAACUGUGCUGCACGCCCAAAGAUGGAGAACGUAGCGGCGUGGUGAAGGAGCUGAUCUCAGUAGGAGCUGUAGAGGCUGGGCCAGGUGUCUGCACGUUUGACAACAGACAUGCGUACACAGUCAGAGAGGCGGAAUGGCCGUCUGUGAGAGUGAUGACUUACAACAUCCUCGCUGAUGUCUACGCACAAACUGAGUUUUCCAAGACUGUGCUCUACCCGUACUGUGCUCCCUACGCCUUGCAGCUGGACUACAGGUUGAAUCUGAUCAAGAAGGAGCUGGCAGGGUACAACGCUGACAUUAUCUGUCUGCAGGAGGUUGACCAAGGUGUGUUCACGGACAGUCUGACUCCGACUCUUGAUGCCUUUGGCCUGGAUGGCGUGUUCAAGGUUAAAGAGAAGCAGCAUGAAGGACUGGCCACUUUCUAUCGCAGGUCAAAAUUUAAGCUGCUGAGCUGUCAUGACAUCGUACUGGGUGAAGCGUUGGCCUCUGACCCUGUCCACUAUGAGCUGCUGGAGAGAGUUUCAGCCAACAGCGCUCUGAAGGAGAAGAUACUGCAGAGAUCCACAAGCCUGCAGGUCAGUUUCCUGGAGGAUUUGAAUAAACCAGGCAGGAGGGUUUGUGUGGCAAACACACACCUGUACUUCCACCCAAAAGGAGGUAACGUCCGUUUAGUCCAGAUGGGCGUGACUUUAAAACACCUUAGUCAUGUGAUCAAUGAGGUCUCACCUGGAGCUGCUCUCAUCUUUUGUGGUGACUUUAACUCUGUCCCUAACUCAGGUGUGUUCCAGCUGCUCACUGAGACUGUAGUUCCUCAGCAGCAUGCAGACUGGAGCAGCUCAGGGCCAGAAGAGCUCUGCAGGAUGGAGCUGCUGUCUGACUUCCCCUCGUUGCUGAGCGCCUGCGGUCAGCCCGCCUACACAAACUACGUCGGGGGAUUUCACGGCUGCCUUGACUACAUCUUCAUCCAACCGGACAGCAUGCAGGUGAAGACACCAACCCCAGAGUUAUUACCAGUCUCAUGGACAUUUAACACCAGUGGAGCAGGUGAUUCCUCUGCCCACCCAUCAGGAGGUCACCACCUACGAAGCUCUUCCCAGCGUAGCUCAUCCCUCCGACCACAUCGCCCUGAUCUGCGACCUUCGCUGGAACCCCUGACCCCUGACCUCUGACCAUCUGGACAUUGACGCAGGAGGCAUUGACGUUGAGUUGCUACUACAAACACAGCCUGCCUUUAGAUUUCUUUCUGUUUGAUCCAAGUCUGAGUGUGGAAACGUGUUUCUGCAGGUUUACUGGAGGAAUGUAGUAGUGAGAAUCGUCAUAUCACAAAACUGAACUGGCUUAUGUUAAAUUAUGAUUAAAUGCUGUAAAUAUGUUCACACUACAUUUUUACAGAAUAACAGGUAAUGAAUUUCAGUCACUGAUAUUCAGUCAAUGUCGCAAAUAUAAUCAAAUAAAACGUGUGGUUUUUAAAUAAAAGGUACAAACUCAGACUUCUCGGUGGUUGG